Messenger RNA from Closterium sp. NIES-65, 2607 nucleotides. The record is from the annotation of a GenBank genome assembly. Lineage: Eukaryota; Viridiplantae; Streptophyta; Zygnematophyceae; Desmidiales; Closteriaceae.
AUGCCGGAGAAUGCUACGCCAAGAGCAGGCGACGAGCUGCAGGAUUAUCUGGCAUCAGCAGGCUUGCUGGAGGACGUAGCCUCCCGUGUCAACCACGCGCUUGCCGCCCCUUCUGCUGCUUCCCCUGCUGCUGCCUCUCCUGGUUCUUCUACUGCCUCUGCUACUGAUCCACCGACUGGGGCUGUCUCGGGUGCCACGGAGUGGCUGGAGCUGCAGCAGCAAGCAAUAUCCCUGCAGCGCACGGUGGUGGACGACUUGAGCUUCGAGCUUCAGAGCCUGCUGCAGCGCUACAGCAGGAUGGUGGCAGCAGGGGGUGGCUCACAGCUUGUGGAGACGUACAGGAAAGUACGCAGCAGCUUCCUGAAGCAGGCGGUGGAGUCCCUGAACAGCCACCUGGAUGGUGGGGCGGCGGAAGCAGCAGCAGUGGGCAGCAUGGGAUGGAGCGACCUGGAGCUCACCAGCAAGCAGUGGGCUCAGCAUGUGUACCUGCUGGUGAGAGACAGGAGAGGAGAGGAGCACGUAUACUUGCUGGUAGGCGUGGUGUGGGGCAUGGAGCGGCAGUGCCUAGAGGACAUCCUCCCCCCAUCCACCCCCGCCCACACCCCCCUCCUCCACACCCUCCUCUCCGCCCUCCUCAUUGACGGCCACGUGGGUGUGGUGUGGGGCAUGGAGCGGCAGUGCCUGGAGGACAUCCUCCCCCCAUCCACCCCUGCCCACACCCCCCUCCUCCACACCCUCCUCUCCGCCCUCCUCAAUGACGGCCAUGUCAUCUCCUCCCUGCACUCUCUCGCCCAAUCAGCUGCUGCCAUCUGUCGCCGCGGCCUGCCCCAGCAGCUGUUCUCGCUGCUGGAGAUGCUGCAGGCGCUGCAGGAGGUUAUGCCUGAGCUGCAGGAGGACCUUUGCAGCGUGGGCCUGCACUCAGAGUGGCGCUCGUUACAGUCACUCCCGCUCACCCUCUCCCUCGCCUCGCUACAGUCACUGCAGGCCAUGCACAGCUGCAUCGUUCGAGCCGGUAGCCUCACCACAUUAGACGGAAGUGCAGGGGGGGGAGGAGGGGAGAAAGGAGGAGAGAGAGGAGGAGGGAGAGGAGGUGAGGGGGGAGAGGGAGAGCGGGAUGGGGGGACUAGGGAUGGCAGGAAGAGUAAGUCAGCUAUGGCGUCAAGUGCUACACCCUACAGCCCGAGAGAAAGAGCUGCAGUAUCUAGCCCCAGGUUCGGUGCUACAGCCGCCAGCCCCAAGGCCAGGCCCAGCGUUGCAGUCCCUGGCAGCACCAGUCCACCGCAUGGUGCUACAGCCUCUAGCCCCCGUGUUGGCGGUGCUACAGCUUCCAGCCCAAGAUGGGGCGCUACAGGCGCUUUAGGUGCCACAGCCACCCAGGGUGCCACACCUGCUAGCCCAAGGUGGGGUGCUGCAGCUGCCCUGGGCGCUACAGCCGCGUUCGGUGCUACAGCCGCGGCUCUUGUGAGCCCGAGAGUGCGUGGGGCAGUCAGGGCGCUCACUCGCCGGGCCUCAGACGCAUCAGUGCUGGCCAAUAGCGACGCGCCAGGUGGCGGGAGCUCUGCAGCACCACCUGGAGGAGGCGUGGACCCGAUUACAAGCUACGUGUGUAACUUCAUACAAAGCUUCCUCUCCCUGUCAGGUCGUCGCAACUAUGCUGCUACCUUGGCAACUGCCUGUACCCUCAUCAACCGCAGCAGCCGCAUGCCUCCCUCCCCUUCCUCCUCCUCCCCGUCCUACUCCUCCCAUCAACACACAUCAGCAGCAGAGGCAGCAGCAGAGGUAGCAACAGAGGCGGCAGCAGAGGCAGCAGCACGGAAGGCCUUACACGAGACAAGAGCAGCAGCAGUGGCAGGGAGAGGAGGAGGAGGAGGAGGAGAGAGAGGAAAGGGGACAGGUGGUCGGAAAACCCCUCCCAGGCUGAGUCUAGAUAGCAAUACAGCAGGAGAGAGAGGAGGAGGAGGAGGGGUAUUUGAGGGCAUGCUGGGGGGAGGGAGUGAGAGAGUGAGUGUGGAGCUGCUCGUGGGUGUGCUGGUGGUCUCGCUGAGGGAGUAUUUGGAUAAGAGAGCAGCUUAUAUCGAGGAUGCAGCCAUGAGAGAGCUGUACCAGAUGAACAAUCUACACUACCUUAUGCAGUCCAUGAACUCGUGGGGAGGGUGGAGGCAAGGGGGGCUCCAACAGGCUUUUGCUGAUGCCAAGGGGAACGGCAGGUUGGAGCUGGCUCUAGCCCUCUCCACGUUCAUCGAUGGGAGUACCCUUCAGAAGCACGUGGCUGCCUUCCAGACCUGCGCUCUCAGCAAGGUAUUAGCAGCUAUGUCAGACCGCCCUCGGCCCCUUGACUUUGUCCCGGAGUGCACCAAGCCUGCAUCGUCCCUCUGGCCUUUCUCCCUCUCAGACGGGGGCGACCAUGAGGUGCUGGCUAUGAGCGAGCUGCUCAGGCUGAGGGCGUUCAACAGGGCGAUGGAGGAGCUGGUGGAGGCACAGAAGCGGUGGGCCAUCCCGGAUGCUGCACUGCGACUGCGCGUCUGCACCGCAUGGGCUGCUUGCCUCAAGGACCGAUACCGCAAGCUGCUGCAGCCUCGCUGGUAUGUGCUGCUGACAAGGUGUUAA